CAUGAACCGUGGUAGUCAUGUGAAAAGUGGAUAAACAGCAUUUAAAGUUUUAAAUUUCUUCUUGAGAUCGAAAAAACCAACUCAAGUUGUGCCAGAACGUAGACAUUUUGAGCAAGAGGAGAUAAAAAAAAUAUUUAGAAGAUGUCUUAUAAGAUUGCGAACAAUAUAUAUUUUGAAUUAAGUAACAAAAGAAAUAGUGACUUAUGGGACAUCUUCUAAUUUGUAUGAUAUUUCAACAAGAGAUAGGUAUAAUAUUGAUAAGUAUAAUAUGAAGACCUGCAUUAUAAAGAUAUCUGUUCCCAUUAUCAAGAUCAUAGGAUUAGGAUGAAGAGAAAUUAGAGUUUCCAAUUAUUCAUCCUAAUAGUUUUUUAAAGUAAUUUUGGAAUGGAAUCUUCUUAUUAAUGAUGAUUUAUGUUGCAACAAUUUUACCAUUUAGAAGUUGCUUAUUAAAUUAAUUUUAGUUUCAUUUUAUCUUGACAAUUAAGUUUAGGCAUGGUAUUAUGCAGAUAUCGUAACAGAUGUAUUAUUUUGGUUGGAUUUGAUAAUCAGUAGCAUAUCAGGAUAUUAUGAUGAAGAAGGUAAAUUAGUUAAGAAAAGAAAGAUUGUAUUGAUGAAUUAUUUAAAAGGAUGGUUUACUGUUGAUUUAUUGUCUUGUCUUCCUUUGAACUAUAUAAUGGAUAGUACGAUAUCUGAGAAUGAUAAUAUGAAUUCAAAGAACAUUAAACUAUUUAAGUUAUUAAAAUUGCCAAGAAUGUAUCGAUUAUUAAAAUUAAUUCGAUUUAUUGAUAUAAUGAAGUAUUUAGGGAUUUCAGAAAUUAUGGAAUUCUUUCAAUUUAAUUAUGGAUUCUCAAGAUUAUUAUCAUUACUUAUAUCAGUGUGUUUAGUGAUCCAUUUUUCAGGAUGUUUAUGGUAUUACGUAGCAGCAUUCAAUGAUUUUGAUGCAUAAACAUGGGUUUCUAGAAAUAAUUUAACUUCAUCAAAUAUUUAGACUAAAUAUAUUGCAAGUAUUUAUUAUGCUUUUACUACUUUAACAACAGUUGGAUAUGGAGAUAUACAUUCAUUUUCUUCAGCUGAAAUGAUUAUUACUAUAUUUUUAAUGAUAGUAGGGGUUGGCUUUUAUUCAUUGAUUAUUGGUCUAUUAUCAAGUAUACUUUCACAAAUAGAUUAUAAGGGACAUAAACUUUAAUAAUAAUAAGCUAUUUUGAAUGAAUUUUGUGUCGAAAAGAAAAUAUCAUUAAAUUUAAGAGAAAAAUUGAAAGAAACUCUAGAAUAUAGUUUUGAUAAAAACUGUUUUACUUGGGCAGAUAAUAAAUAUAUAUUUAAGGAUCUUCCAAUUAAUCUCAGAUAUGAAAUCAUGCUGAAUAUCCAUAAUGGAGUAUUUGGAAAUAUGCAAUUAUUUUAAUUAGUGGAUGAUAAAUAAUUCUUAGUGAAGGUUGUUCCUCUAUUGAAACCCAUAUUAUUUUUAGAAUCAGAAAUUAUAUGGGAAUAAAAUAGUAAUCCUGAUGCUAUUUAUUUUAUUGCUGAAGGAAGAAUGAAUUUUAAAGCUGAUUUUGUUGUUAUUAAAUCAACCAAUCAAAAAAAAUAAUUUGCUUUUAAAAGCAUGAUAGGAGGAUCAUAUUUUGGAGAAAUAGAAAUAUUUAUGCAUAUUAAACGAGAAACAGUAGCACAAUGUGAAUCAUAAUGUGAAAUGUAUUAUUUGACUAUAACAUCUUUUGAAAAUGAGAUUUACGAUGAUUUUCCUCAUAUCAUGAAUAAAAUGAACAAGAUUGCUCUAGAAAGAAGGUAAAAGAAUCAAGAGACUAUUCAAUAACUUUAAUAAUUUAUUGAUGAUGCUACUAAAAAAUAAUUAAAAAGAAGUAUUUAUAAUAAUUGUAUAUAAAAGCAUAACCUAGGAAAAACACUGUUCUUCUAAGAGAAUACAUAAAGUAGAACAGUUAAAAGACUAUAGAAGAUAUUUAAUAAGAUGAUACUGCAAAUGAUACUGAACGUCCUUAGAUUUAGACUAAUAGAUCAAGACUUCAAGAUCUGUUUUAAAUCACUUAAGAGAUAGAACAAUUACUAGAUUGA
Molecule: messenger RNA, 2067 nt
Organism: Paramecium sonneborni
Lineage: Eukaryota; Ciliophora; Oligohymenophorea; Peniculida; Parameciidae
Source: the annotation of a GenBank genome assembly